Messenger RNA from Cladocopium goreaui, 5196 nucleotides. The record is from the annotation of a GenBank genome assembly. Lineage: Eukaryota; Dinophyceae; Suessiales; Symbiodiniaceae.
AUGGUCUCUGAGUAUCCCUGCAGAUCUCUUGCUGUUGACUGGCCCCCCGAUGUCUAUGAAACUGCACGUGUGCAAUUCAGUGCAUUCUUUGCUCCCACCGGUUGGAUUUCAGGUGCAGUCCUCUACGGCUAUCCUGAAGGCCGUAAGCAUCCACAUGCGCAUGCCAAAACUGAGGGCUUACUGGAUUUUGCCUUUGACAGGUUGACUUUGCAACCUGGCCCCAAGUUCAUGGCAGGGGAUUGGAAUUUUUCCCUUGACUCUUUGGCUGUUUCCAGACGCCUCUUGGAUGCUGGUUGGAUUGAAGCCCAAGACCUUUGGUAUGCCCGUACCGGACAAUCAGUGCGGAACACUUGCAAGGGGGCCACGCGCAAGGAUUUCUUAUGGAUUUCUCCUGAGUUAGCUCUGCGGUUUCUGGACUUGACUUUGGACUCUGAAACUUUUGCUGACCAUGCGGUCCUUGUUGCCUCUUUUGCCGGUGGUUCUGAACACCUUGAGCGGUUUGUCUGGCCUUGCCCCAAGCCUGUCCCGUGGACUUCUGUUGCACCCCUUGCCCACCCCGUGGACUUUGCAGCCCCCCUUGAUCCCACGGCCCAGUAUGCCAAGCUUUGGCAGCUCAAGGAAUCUACUGCCAAGCAAGAGUUGCAAUCUGACUGGAUGCCCAAUAUGGCUGGCAGAGCAGCCCAACUGAAACCAAAGCGUAUUGUGGGCAGCCAAGCCCCUUUGAAACAUGGGCGAGCUGGGGACGUUCAGCCAGGUUUCUUUGGAUUUUCUGCUUUGCAUGCCAAGCAAUUCAAACAAGUGCGACGUCUGCAAAACUACUGCAGGUGGGUUGACCAGCGUCCCCGCACAGGUGUUGUGGACUGCCUUCAUGGAAUUGGUCUUUGGAAUUCCAUUCUCCGUGCUCCCGGUUUUGGUUCUUCGUUCACUGACUGGUGGUUGACACGUCACUUUGUGAGCACUGCUGAUCCGGCUACCAUGCCACAAUUUUGUCCCGGCCCUGAGUUUGCCCGUCAAAUCUUUGACGCAGUUCUGGCUGAAGUUCGACUGUUUGAGCAACGCCUCCUGCGAGCACAGAUUGCCCACCGAACAGCCAGACACGAACAUGAUCGGCACUUGGUCUUUCGUGAGGUUGCCCGUGACCCACCUGAGCCAGUUGAGACCCUGAUCCAUCGGGUCGAUGCAGUGGUCAAUGCAGUUGAUGCUCAUGAAUGUGCAGUUGAGCUUGAUCGCCCGGUUGCGUUGGUUCCCCAUGAAACCCUUUGGAUUGCAGGUCAGGCACAUGAGGUCAUUCAUGCGGAAGCCGACAAAGUUUGGAUAGAUGAUGUGACGGCAAUUCAGCCCUCUGACAAACUUGUGCAGACCAAAUAUGUGGGAGAUUUGCGUGCGGUUUUUGAAGCCUUCCAUGAGCAAUGGCAACUCCGCUGGUGCAAGCAUGAUGCAGUUCCGUUCACCCAUUGGUCUGAACUUGUGGACUUUGCCAAGCAUGUCAUCCGUCCUUGCCCUGUGCAGCAUUUGGUUGUUGACGGCCCUUUGAUUCAGGCAGAAGGUUCCCGUAAGAAGAAGCGGGCAGCCACUGGACUUGAUGGGGUUAGCCGCACCGAUAUUGUCACUGCAGACCCGGCCACGCUCUCCAGCAUUGCCAACCUCUAUGCGAGGGCAGAAACUGAUGGGGAGUGGCCUACACAACUUGUGGCAGGCAAAGUCCACUCUUUGGCCAAAACCGCUGAUGCCAGCGCAGUCGGCGAUUAUCGCCCAAUCACAAUCUUUGGAUUGCCAUAUCGCAUUUGGAGCAGCAUCCAAUCGAGGCAUUUGUUGCAAUUCGCUGAAGAUUGGGUUGAUGACAGUGUCUUUGGUAACAGAAAAGGCAGGCAGGCCGCAGAUCUUUGGAAUUUCCUCCUCCAUGAGAUAGAGACUGCCUAUGCCACAUCCACUGCUUUGACAGGAAUUUCGGCCGAUUUGGUCAAGUGCUUCAACUGCAUACCUCGGUUCCCUGCUCUGUGUCUUGCGGUGUUGGUUGGCACGCCUGAUCCCGUUACAAUUGCCUGGAGUGGGGCCCUUGCCCAAAUGUGCAGGCACUUCAAGGUCCGUGAAUCCUAUUCCGAUGGGUUCUUGACUAGCACUGGCUUGGCUGAAGGAUGUGGUUUGAGCGUUUUUGGAAUGCUUCUGGUGGACCAUCUCUUUGCUUGUUGGAUGCGGGUUCAAUCUCCACAGAUCCGAUGUCUGACCUAUGUUGAUGACUGGCAAACCCUCACCUCCGACCCCUCAGUUGCUGUGCGUCAACUUGAAUUGGUUGAAAAGUUUGCUGGCCUGUUGGACUUAACUGUUGACAAGCGCAAAACCUUCGCCUGGGCUACCUGUCCUGAGCUCCGCUUGACCCUGCGGGCUGCUGGAAUUACGGUGCUGCACCAUGCACGAGAGCUUGGAGGACAUCUGGGAAUUUCCAAGCAGUACACCAACCGCACAUUGACACAGCGCAUUGCAGAGUUGGAUUCCUUUUGGAGCAAGCUCCGUUCCAGCAAGGCUCGCCUGCCUGCCAAGGUGUUCAUGUUGCGUGCUGUUGCCUGGCCGAGAGGUUUACAUGCGGUGUCCAGUGCCCCUGUCGGCAACCAAGUUUGGCUCACCCUUCGCCGCCAAGCUCUCAAGUCCCUUGGUUGGCAGCGUCCCGGAGUCAACCCCGCUGUUUUCCUGGACCUGGUUGAACGUGAUGUUGACCCCCAACUUGUUGCUUUGCAAUGGACUUUCCGUGAUUUGACCGUUCACAGUCCCGCUGACUUUUGUGCCACCACUGUUGCUCCUCUGGCGCAUGGAGAUCUUGACUUACCUCCAAAUUCUCCAGCAGUGAUCCUCCUUCACCGGUUAUUGUCGCUUGGGUGGUCGGUUGACAGUUCUGGCUUGGUGCAUGACCGUUUUGGAGCCUUCUGCCUUCAAGCCUGCAACCGCUCUGAGGUCAAACUCCGACUCACAUGGGCUUGGAAUUCCUUGGUUGCCCAGAAGGUUGCUCACCGAUCUGACUUUGAAGGUUUGGCCAACGUCGACCUUGGAGCAACGCGCAAAGCUCUGCACAGCCUUGCACCUGAUGACCAGGCCAUGUAUCGACUUAGUUUGAGCGGUGGUCUUUUUACAGAGCGGUACAAAGCCAAAUGGACUGACCAACCUGACCAGUGCCGUUGGUGUGGAGCCUCUGAUACGUUGAAACAUCGGUAUUGGGAGUGCCCACAACACCAAGACCUCAGAGAGUCCCUUGCUCCAGAUGCUACGGCUGUGCUUGACUUCCUGCCAGCCGCUCUUGCGUUGCGUGGUUGGGCCCUUCUCCCCCCUACCUGGCCGGUUUGGACUCAGUUGUUGCUGGACUUGCCUGCGGACGUUCCCUUGCCUUGGUGUACCUUCCCGAGUGCCCCUAUCGUCGAUGUGUUCACUGAUGGUUCAUGUCUGUGUCAGUCGGAUCCAUUGCUCAGAUGUGCCGCGUGGUCAGUGACCGUUGUGCCCCCUUUUCAAGCAGAUUGGCAACCUGGCCGUGUCCAUGUUUUGUGUGCGUCCUUUUUGCCUGGCCUGUGUCAGUCGGCUUACAGAGCAGAAUUGUACGCAGUUGCAUAUGCCUUACAUCGAGCUGCAGAUUCACAGACCUCAGUGCGUGUGUGGACAGAUUGCUUGGGUGUGAUAUUGAAGUUCAACUGGUUGGUGCGGGGACAACACAAAGUGAACCCGAACAGAAGCAAUGCAGAUUUGUGGACGUGGGUCGUGCAGUCCGUUGACCGCAUCUGCCGGCAUCAGGUUUCGCUUCACAAAGUUCCAGCACAUCGCGCUCUGCAUAGCGCUACAACAAAGAAGGAGGCGUGGUUGUUCUUCCACAAUGACUUGGCUGACAAGGCGGCCAGACAGGCCAACCAGACACGGCCACCGGAAUUUUGGAAGAUUUGGGAGCGCCAUGCUCAAGAAGCAAUUCGGGCAGGCAACCUUUAUCAACAAGUGAAGGACCUCCACAUUGCAGUGGGUAGGCGACAGGUACAGGUCACUUCAACCGCGGAUCCUGUGCCUGAGCCUAUCCGCCCUACACGAGAGUUUGCAGUCCACUUUGAUUUGGGUACAUGGCAAGGUGAGAUGCCUCCUGGAGUUGGACGCCUUUUUGGUGUUGAGAUUGUUCGAAAGGCCAUCAGCUGGUUUUUUGCAAGGAUUGUGGUGGAUGGAGAUACGCCACCACUCUGGAUAUCUUUUCAUCAAUUAUACAUUGACUUCCAGCUCACUUGGGGACACCCUGGCCCGCUCAAAGUUCAAAGGCAAUGGGUGGACGUCGAUGCCCGUCCUUACAUCGCUGCCGAAGACCAUUCUUGCAGGGUUCGUGUGCGAUGGUUCCGGCAACUGUUGAAGGCUCUUUGGAAGGCCGCGGGUGUUACCAUUGCAAUGGAACAAUGCAGACCGCAUUCCGGCUUGUUGCAGGCCUACUUGCCCUCUGCUUCAGUCAAAUGGGAUGCCCGUGCUCUCCAGGAGACUGAAGCAUGGCUGAGUUCGACCUUGACGAAGCCCUGCACCCGCGAUGCCAAAGUUCUGGCCUCUCUGCCGCUCGCGGUGCAGAGAAUCAGUUACACCGCCGCCAUCGAAGCGUGCCGCGGCCUGGAUCCCGACAUCGCAGCGCAGACAGCGCUGGAACUUCUUCAGACGUGCGACGCAGGCAUCCGUGCGGAUGUCAUUGCGUUCAAUGCAGCCAUGAAGACUUGUGCAGGAGACUGGCAGCACGUGCUGCAGUUGAUGGAGAUGUUAGUUCAGUCGGAGCUGCAAGCCGAUGUGAUCAGUUACAACACAUCGAUUGAUGUGUACGGCAAGGGCAGCCAGUGGCAACGCUCCUUGCAGCUGCUCGAGGAUAUGUGCAGCUCAAGGCUCCAGCCAGAUCUCAUCAGCUACAAUGCAGCCAUCAGUUCCUGCGAAAACGGAGAAUGUUGGCAGGAAGCUUUGGUCCUGUUGGACGAGAUUGACUGGAUCCUGUCUUGCAACGUGAUUUCCGUGGGAGCUGCCAUCAGUACGUGCGGCAAAGGCUUCUUUUGGCGCCACUCCGUUAAGCUCUUGUCCAUCCUCCCGGAUCGUUCCCUUCGUUGUAACCUGGUGACCUUGGACUCCGCAAUCAGCGCCUGCGGUAACGGAGGAUGGCGCCCGGCGGUGGAGCUGGUAUGCCAAACGCGGCUGGAAGGCGAUCCUGGGAGGUAA